Molecule: messenger RNA, 357 nt
Organism: Sordaria macrospora k-hell
Lineage: Eukaryota; Fungi; Ascomycota; Sordariomycetes; Sordariales; Sordariaceae
Source: RefSeq, a predicted model, not a curated record
AUGGCCUUCCCCAUAUCUUCUUCUCAUGUUCCAUUGACUGCGCUCGUCAGGUUGUGGAUAUGGCGAUCAUUAUUGUCGUCGCAUUGUCGCCGUUCAUUUUUGCCUCUUCAUGUCGUCCAAAUGCCUCCAUCUUCGCCGAUGGUGGUGAGCCGUGAACGGAAAGAUCGGUCGUCGUUCUGGCCAGAACCUCGAAUCGUCCAGAUGCUCGUGGAACAGCUUCGGCAUCACCAUAUCGUGGCUCUCUUCGUGAUAAGGAUCCAUUUCGACUGGACCGUCGUCGAUAAGACCGGCACAUUCCUCCAAGCUAUCCUUCGCGCCGUGUGUAGCCAUGUCCGCAAGGCGACAUUGUCGAAGUGA